AUGGCAUCGAUGCCGCCGCUUCCACGAGCUCCCGAGUCGAGCAAUAAGCGUAAACGCAAGCGCAAAAGUCAGUCCAAAGCCCUGUCAACAUCUUCAUCUUGUACUCCAUCGUCGCUCUCGUGUUCUUCUUCUGUCGAUACGCAGCUUCAAACACUUGAAAAUUGGCAUCGCGUCUUGACAAUCGACCUUCGCGAAGUGCGACGUGAAGGCUCACGCGUCCGAAUGGAAUUGGAAAAAGUUGAACAUACAGUGGAAUCGGCAGUGGAAAAGGCAGAACGUUGUGCUUUACAGGCGCAGCGAGUACAGGAAUACAUGGUAGUGGUUAAUAAAGCUAAAGACGACGCAUUAGAAGAGACAAAGCGCCAAUUUCAAGCAGCUGAAGCGCGAUAUAAGACCGAGAUCAAGACACUAAACAAAAUGUUGAUUACAAUGGACAAGAAGCUCGAGCGACAUAUGCACAGUAGUAUUACGGAAGAGCUCUUAUUGACGCAAUUGACGGAAUUCCAAGAACAAUACGAGAACGAACUACGAACAAUCCGAGACGAGUACGCAGCCAUGUGUCGCACACAGAAAAAGCAACUAAAACAGAUGGAAAAACUGUUGCUGAAAGUCGUGACGAAACAAACGAACGAAACAAAACACAUGGAACAAACGUUACGAGACGAUACGGCCCACGUGAGUCAACAAGUCCGACAACUGGUCACACGACAGGAACUGUAUCUAUUACAGCAACAAGUUGAAGUGAUUAAGAAAGAACAUCAAGAUGAACACGAACGGAUGCGAAUGAAUGUUGAGAUUUUGAAGGAACGAGUCGUGGAUGUGGAGAAACGAGGGGUUGAGACGGAUACGAAAGUACUUGAAGUUGUAAAGACAGUGGAAGAUGGGAUUACACGCGCCAUGAUGUCCACACCAGCUCCUUUGCCACAGAAAAUGUCGUCAUCUCAUCUCGCGCAGGAUUUCGUGCGUCAAGCAGAUCUUGAUGGGAUUCAUGACGUACUUCGACGUAUCAACCGCGAUUUUCAAGCAGUGGCUGUGGAUUUUACAUCAUUGGCAAAGACGACAGAAGCUCGUGGAAACCAACAGGAGCAGCAGACUGAAGCGAAACUACAAGAGCUUAGUACGCAGUUGUUUGACGCAUUGAGUCAUGAUUCACGUCUACAUGCUACUGGAAUUAGUCGAUUGAAAGACGUUAUGUUUGACAUGCAGAACAAGUACUGCGUAUUGGAUCAGAGGAUCAAGCGACUGGAAGAUGACGUACAGCAAGUAAGAGCUGAUCGUGUCCAAGCGAGACCACCUCAAGACUAUGGUAGAGAACCUGGUUGGCGCUACCGGCACGAUUUCCCAUCAUUUUCAACGCGGCCGCAGCCACCAACGCCAGGAACUUUUCGGAACUGCCAAGAGAGACCUUCACGCUAUGAACCAGCUCCUGCUACUCGCAAAACUUUGACACCGCCGCACGAGCCGCCACCACCGGGCCGUAUUUCGUGGCCACCGCGGAGGGAAGCUCGAAGCCGUAGUCGGAGUCCACCCCACCGUCUAUCGUGGCGUGCUUCUGGAAAACAUUCUUUAUACAGCGAUUCUAAACCGGCUGCACCUGCUCAAAAUGGUAGUCAGUGUCAGCAUGACGGUCGAUCUGGUCCCCGAAGUAACAAUGGAGGGAAUGCUACAACCAAUCUGCCUUCGCAAACAAUACAUUCCUUGCAAGGUGUUCACGGGGACACCCUAAAAGAUGCGACUGAGCACAGUCAAGAAGAGGUGACGAUUGUACCUUGUCGCCGCAACCGACAGCCUCGCAAGACCCCCGAAGUUAUUGUCAUUGAAGAGGACGAUGAUGAAGAUGAUGACGAUGACGAUAAGAUGAAGGAGAGACGGCCAGGGCCCCACCGGAGUGCUGGCCAUGUAGACUCGGCCGAUGUCGUACAGAAAGAAGAAGACCUACAAACGGGCUGUUGGCUGUACUUUUGCUUAGGCGGCGCUCCCGAUCUCGAUGUCCAGUGGACUCCUUGUUUUACGCAGCUGAAGGCCAACGAGUGUGUAGAGAUGCCUCGGGUUCUCCGUUUUCAGCGCCAAUAUGUCUUUUUGCAAGGCUUUCCGGUGUACUUGACGCAGUGUAUCCUCCAAGCUGUGAUCGUAAAUGGACACAUUGUGCCAGCAGAGAAUGGCCCUAAGGUGUCCGGUAUAACUGGCACAUUGAAUGCUGAGAGCAUGCGUGUCAAAUUUGACAACAUGGUGAAUGAAAUUCAUCUAUCGUGGGCGAAAGCACUGGUUGAACACUUAACGACACGAACUGGUGCAAUUGAUGACUUGGCUUUGGAGAAACUAGAGCUGUCAGUUAAUCCUGCAGGGUUAUCGAGCAAUGGAGACAAGGACGAUGUCAUUUACGGGUGGAGUCGCCGUCAAGAAUCCGUGAUGUGGAUUCUGGCACGACAACUUCAUUAUGGAUCACUAUUACCAGCGAUGACGUGCAAUGUAAACGCAUCUCCAUCAGUGUACUUGUUUGCUCUCAUGUUUAACGUGCUUACGGUGACAAGCGAAUGUCCUCAGUCUGGUACUUUUCGCUUGAAUGAUUUCGGCGGCACCUUGCUGGCACACCUUUGGGAUCAUACGCUAAAGAAGCUUCCAUACGUAUUUUUUGCGGACUGGGCAUGGCUUGAAGACCAGUCGACGAAAAAGGUGAUGCCGGCGUUGGCUUUCUGCCAUAUACUGGCUAGCAUUCUGCUGUGGAACAGUGCGAUUGAUCGUCACAGCCUGACAAAUCGUAACAUUUAUGCUGCUGCAAUGAAGCACAUUCUCCCAAAGCUCUGCGUGGACGACCAACCUGUUCAUGAAUCGACUGCAAAUGUAGGCUCUCUCCAACUGGCCGAGUGGGAAUCCACUCAUAUUGAGCUCCGUGAUCUUGACAGCAAAUUUGCAUCGAUGCUUGGGUUGGAUGGUUUCUUCGAAGUUAUGGAAGCCAUUCAGAACAAUAGGCAAGCCGUAGCUGCACCAGCCGAAGGUCAAGCCUCUUCUACCUAA
Peronospora farinosa is the source of this 3015-nucleotide messenger RNA. The record is from the annotation of a GenBank genome assembly. NCBI's taxonomy places the organism in Eukaryota, Oomycota, Peronosporomycetes, Peronosporales, Peronosporaceae.